AUGAACGGAACUGAAGCAAUUACAUGGCCUAAACUCCUGGGCAGCAAUAACUGGGAAGGCCUUUUAGACCCCCUCGACCUCUCCCUCCGCAAACUCAUCCUCCGCUGCGGCGACCUCUGCCAGGCCACCUACGACGCCUUCAACAACGACCAAAACUCCAAGUACUGCGGCUCCAGCCGCUACGGCAAGGCCUCCUUCUUCCACAACCUCAUGUUCGACGCCCCCUCCGACUACCAAGUCGUUUCCUUCCUCUACGCCACCGCCAAAGUCAGCAACGCCGAAGCCUUUCUUCUCCACUCCCACUCCCGCGAAUCCUGGGACCGCGAGUCCAACUGGAUUGGCUACAUCGCCGUCACCUCCGACGAUGUCAGCCGCGCCCUCGGCCGCCGUGAAAUAUACGUCGCAUGGCGCGGCACAACAAGGAGCUACGAGUGGAUUGAUGUGUUGGGUGCUGACCUGGCAUCUGCCAUGUCAUUGAUUCGUCCAAACAAUCCUGAAAAAGCGCCGAAAAAACUUCUCUGUUUUUCUUCUGUUAAACCGUUAAGGAGAGAAAAGAUUCCAAAAGUCAUGAGGGGCUGGAUUACCAUUUACACCUCAGACGACCCCACGUCACCCUUCACAAAAACAAGCGCAAGAGCACAGCUUCUAAGCAAGAUCAAGGAGUUGACCCACCAAUACAAAGACGAGAAUGUAAGCGUCACAUUAACAGGGCACAGCCUUGGCGCAAGCUUAUCGGUCUUGAGCGCUUUCGAUCUUGUCGAGAAUGGGGUUUCCGAUAUUCCGGUUUCGGCUAUUGUUUUCGCGUGCCCGCGAGUUGGGAAUAAAGCUUUCAAUGAGAGGUUCAACAAGUACACAAAUCUGAAGGUUCUGCAUGUGAAGAACACCAUCGACGUGAUCCCGCACUAUCCGGGGCGGUGGUUGGGGUACGUGGACACGGGGAUCGAGCUGGUGAUAGAUACAAGGAAGUCGCCGAGCUUGAAGGACUCCAAGAAUCCGAGUGACUGGCAUAAUUUGGAGGCCAUGUUGCAUGUGGUGGCUGGCUGGAACGGGAAGAAUGGUGAUUUUGAGCUGAAGGUGAAGAGGAGUUUGGCUUUGGUCAACAAAUUCUCUGAUUUUCUCAAGGAUGAGUGCUUGAUUCCAGGGUCGUGGUGGGUGGAGAAGAACAAAGGGAUGGUGCGUGAUGACAAUGGCGAUUGGGUUUUGGCUCCACCCAAUCACGAAUUGUUCGAAAUAAUUUUAGUUAUGCACAAAUUCUCAUUGAUAUAA
Corylus avellana is the source of this 1266-nucleotide messenger RNA. NCBI's taxonomy places the organism in Eukaryota, Viridiplantae, Streptophyta, Magnoliopsida, Fagales, Betulaceae. The record is from RefSeq and is a predicted model, not a curated record.